GUCCUCCCACUGAGAGGUGGCGCUGCUGAGCGGCUACUUCACUCACGCAGUGCGCCGGUGUUUGCGAGGAAACGCCAAACUGAAAGUAGUGGAUCUCUGAGCUUGAACGCCACCUUAGACUCAUCUAUCUGAGGAUAAUUUCCAGUGACGUAGAAGAUGUCUCGCAGAUAUGAUUCCCGGACAACCAUAUUUUCUCCUGAAGGCCGCCUGUAUCAGGUCGAGUACGCAAUGGAGGCGAUCGGUCACGCUGGAACGUGUCUGGGUAUCCUAGCAAAUGAUGGAGUGCUGUUGGCGGCGGAGAGACGCAACAUCCACAAACUGCUCGAUGAGGUUUUCUUCUCGGAGAAGAUCUACAAGCUAAAUGAAGACAUGGCCUGCAGCGUUGCUGGGAUCACAUCAGAUGCUAAUGUACUGACAAAUGAGCUGCGGCUAAUCGCACAGAGGUAUUUAUUGCAGUACCAGGAGCCAAUACCCUGCGAGCAGCUGGUCACAGCUCUGUGUGACAUUAAGCAAGCCUACACACAGUUUGGAGGUAAGAGGCCAUUUGGCGUUUCUCUGCUGUACAUGGGCUGGGACAAACAUUACGGUUUCCAGUUGUACCAAAGUGACCCCAGCGGCAACUACGGAGGCUGGAAGGCAACCUGCAUUGGCAACAACAGCGCUGCUGCUGUAUCCAUGCUGAAGCAGGACUACAAAGAGGGAGAGAUGACUCUGUCCUCUGCUCUGGCUUUGGCUGUCAAAGUCCUCAACAAAACGAUGGAUGUCAGCAAGCUGUCAGCAGAGAAAGUGGAGAUUGCCACCCUGACACGGGAAGAUGGGAAGACAAAAAUCAAAGUGCUGAAACAGAAAGAGGUGGAGGAACUCAUCAAGCGCCACGAGGCCGAAGAGGCAAAGGCUGAAAAAGACAAAAAGGAGAAGGAGCAGAAGGAAAAGGACAAAUGAGCAAAAUAAUAAUUUUCUUUUCACCCGUGUCACCAAAACCUGUAUUGUUUUGUCUUUUACAUUAAACAUUUGGAAACUGUC
Messenger RNA from Archocentrus centrarchus (flier cichlid), 1023 nucleotides. It is a transcript of the gene psma4, whose product is annotated as proteasome 20S subunit alpha 4. Lineage: Eukaryota; Metazoa; Chordata; Actinopteri; Cichliformes; Cichlidae. The record is from RefSeq and is a predicted model, not a curated record. Gene Ontology annotation, biological process: ubiquitin-dependent protein catabolic process. Bases 157 to 942 code for a protein of 261 amino acids. The transcript has 9 exons. Gene Ontology annotation, cellular component: proteasome core complex, alpha-subunit complex; proteasome core complex.